AUGCGGCUUACGCCCGUUCUCCUCGUCGCGGGCGCAGGCGCCCUCGGCGUUUCUGCUUCCGCGAACGCGCACUCUCAGCCGCACCACCAGUCUCCCGCUCAUCUGCACGACAAGCGCACCUUUGGCCUCCUCUCCGGCCUCGGCUUCGGUUUCGGCGGAGGCAGCAGCCGCCCCUCUGCCUCAUGGCGCUGCGACGGCUCGGGCAAGGACGGCUACAGCGUCGACUGGCUCGGUCUCGGACGGCCUUUCUGGGUUCCGGAAGGCUGGCUGUACUUCGGUACUAGCAUCGGCUGGGCGCCUCCCGCCGGCUGGGAAUGCUCAGCGAGCUGGAGCAUUCCCUCGCUCUUCCUCAACAUCGUUCACGAGGUAACCUGGUGGCAGCCUUCGGACGCCUGGAUUGGCGCUCACAUCGGCGUCGACCUUGGCUUCACCGCUCCCUCCUGGUGGGGCAUGAUCUCGCUCCCUGCGCAGGGCUGGAAGUGCGACGGCUCUGGCAAGGACGGAUGGUCGAUCGACUGGCAAGGUAAAGGUCGUCCGUCGUGGGCUCCCUCGGGUUGGCUCUGGUUUGGCUCGUCCAUCGGCUGGGCUCCUCCUAUCGGCUGGUCGUGCGACGCCUCCUGGUCGCUCCCGUCCGCCUUCGUCGACGUUUGCGGCAGCGUUUCCUGGUGGAAGCCUCCCUCGGCAUGGAUCGACGCUCACGUCGGCGUCGACCUCGGCUUCACCGCUCCCUCCUGGUGGGGUGUCAUCUCGCUCCCUUCGCGCGGCUGGACGUGCGACGGCUCGGGCAAGGACGGAUGGUCGAUCGACUGGCAAGGUAACGGUCGUCCUUCGUGGGCUCCCUCGGGUUGGCUUUGGUUCGGCGGGUCGAUCGGCUGGGCUCCUCCCGCAUCCUGGUCCUGCUCCUCGACUUGGCAGAUCCCCUCGCAAUGGUCGUCGGUGUGGCGCGUCUCCUGGUGGCAGCCGGGCGCCGCCUGGCUUACCUACCACCAGAAGCAUGACUUUGGCUGGUCAAUCCCAAGCUGGUGGGACGUCGCCUGCUUUGUCGUCCAUCGUCCCUUCGACUACGUCUCGCGCUCCUUCGACUACGUCUCCCGCUCCUUCGACUACGUCUCGCGCUCCUUCGACUACGUCACGCCCCGCCCAGACUACAACAUCCCUCCCGACCACUACCUCACCGCAGAAGCCGUCAACCACGCUCAAGACAUCGUCUUCUGCUUCGUGCACGUCCUCGACGAAGGCUGCCGCGACCACGACGCGCAAGGCCUCGACGACGACGCACAAGGCUUCGAGCUCGACGCACAAGGCUUCUUCGACGAAGAAGGUUUCGACGACCAGCAAGAAGCCGUCGACCAAGACCUCGCUCCCGGCCAGAUCGUCACAGUUACCGAGACGCACAACCUUCCCCCUCCUCCGGCGCCGACCAGCCGUCCCGGUCAGGGCUGGGAGUGCAGCGGUUCGGGUGACGACGGCUGGGAUGUUGACUGGCAAGGUAACGGAUGCCCGUCGCACCUUCCGAGCGGCUGGAAGUGGUGGGGAGUCUCGAUCGGCUGGGGUCCUUCGAAGGGCUGGGACUGCGGCUCGAACUGGACGCCGUCACCCGCAGAAGUCGAUUCGUGCUCGAAAACUCAAUGGUGGACGCCACCUCCCUCGCUCCAGCUUCCUUCCGGCGUCGAGUGCCCCGCCGGCUGGAUUUCGAUCGGAUGGAUCGACCAACGCAGGCCGUCGGCGUCGUGGACUUGCGACGGAACCGGCCGCGACGGCUACGACUUCGACCACUUUGGCAACGGGCGUCCUUCGUACCUCCCCGUCGGCUGGAAGUGGUUCGGCCAGCUUCACGGCUGGCAGCCUUGCUCUUCUUUCCAGCUUCCCUCGUCGACCUGGUCGCCACCCUCGUCGUGGAACCCGAACCUCGCAGUCUGGUGGCAACCUCGCGCCGCUUGGACUCUCCGAGGCAACUUCCGCUGCCCUCGUUGGUGGAACCGCGGCCAUCUUCGUGGCUCGUUCCGCUGGUGGUAG
This is a messenger RNA of Rhodotorula toruloides NP11, 2016 nucleotides long. RefSeq lists its product as uncharacterized. The record is from RefSeq and is a predicted model, not a curated record. Bases 1 to 2016 code for a protein of 671 amino acids. NCBI's taxonomy places the organism in Eukaryota, Fungi, Basidiomycota, Microbotryomycetes, Sporidiobolales, Sporidiobolaceae. The transcript is spliced from 10 exons.